Molecule: messenger RNA, 2615 nt
Organism: Aegilops tauschii subsp. strangulata
Lineage: Eukaryota; Viridiplantae; Streptophyta; Magnoliopsida; Poales; Poaceae
Product: probable splicing factor 3A subunit 1
Biological process (GO): mRNA cis splicing, via spliceosome; regulation of alternative mRNA splicing, via spliceosome
Cellular component (GO): U2-type prespliceosome; catalytic step 2 spliceosome; U2 snRNP
Molecular function (GO): protein binding; RNA binding
Source: RefSeq, a predicted model, not a curated record
GCCGAAACCCUAGACCCCGCCGCCGCCGCCGCCGCCGCCGAUGGGAUCCCCAACGGUGGCCCCCGCGCCCCUCCUCGCCGCCGCCCCGGACGGCGGCGAGGCGGACGCCAACGGCGAGCACGAGCGGCUGCAGCAGCUGCAGAUCGUCCCCUCCUCCGCCGUCGCCCCCGCCGCCGCCCCCUCCAAGCCGCCCGAGCCGGCGCCGACGGUGGCCACCCACACGCGCACCAUCGGCAUCAUCCACCCGCCGCCCGACAUCCGCGUCAUCAUCGAGAAGACGGCCACCUUCGUCGCCAAGAACGGGCCCGAGUUCGAGCGCCGCAUCGUCGCCCACAACCAGGGCAACGCCAAGUUCAACUUCCUCCAGCCCUCCGACCCCUACCACGCCUACUACCAGCACCGCGUCUCCGAGAUCGCCGACGCGCCGCCCGCCCCCGACGCCGCCGCCGCCGCCGACCCCGACGCCCUCCCCUCCGACGACUCCGCCGCCGACGGCGCCCCCGCCGACCACUCCGCGCCCUUCCGCGUCGGCCCGCCCGCCAAGGUGCUCGUGCCGCCCAAGGCCGAGCUCUACACCGUGCGCCUCCCCGAGGGCAUCACCACCGAGGAGGUGGACAUCGUCAAGCUCACGGCGCAGUUCGUCGCCCGCAACGGCAAGACCUUCCUCGCCAGCCUCGCGUCCCGGGAGAGCACCAACCCGCAGUUCAACUUCCUCCGCCCCACCCACAGCAUGUUCCCCUUCUUCACCGCGCUCGCCGACAUCUACUCGAGGGUGAUGAGGCCCGACGAGGGCGUGGCCGCCCUGAUGAGGGACCUCAAGGAGGGGACCAAGGACCUCACCACGGUGCUGGAGCGCUGCCUCAACCGGCUCGAGUGGGACCGGUCGCAGGAGCAGGCCAAGCAGCAGGCGGAGGAUGAGGUCGAGAUGGAGAGGAUGCAGAUGUCCAUGAUUGAUUGGCAUGAUUUCGUCGUUGUCGAGACUAUUGAGUUUGAUGAUGAUGAGUUCGAGGGCCUCCCUGUGCCGCCUACGCUGGAAGAGUUGAAGCGCCGGAAGAGGAUGGAGACAUUGGGAGAGGAGGAACCCAUGGAGUUGGCUGAACCAGCCAAGGAUGUUGAGAUGGAGAUGGAUGAGGAGGAGAUGCAACUUGUCGAGGAAGGAAUGAAGGCAGCAAGGCUCGAUGAGAAUGAUGGAGGAGCACAAGUUAAGGUGGCCAGUAAUGAUGAUGAGCCGCCUAUGAGAAUUGUCAAAAACUAUAAGAGGCCUGAGGAGAGGAUCCCUGCGGAGAGGGACCCGACCAAGGUUGUUGUCUCACCAAUAACCGGGGAGCUCAUUCCGAUCAGCGAGAUGGAGGAACACAUGCGCAUCUCGCUCAUUGACCCCAAGUACAAGGAACAGAAAGAAAGAAUGCUGGCCAAGAUUAAGGAAACCACUCUUGCUCCUGAUGAUGAGAUCUCCCGUAACAUUAUUGGCCUUGCACGUACAAGGCCAGAUAUUUUUGGAACCACCGAGGAAGAGGUUUCUAAUGCCGUCAAGGCAGAAAUUGAAAAGAAAAAGGAUGAGCAGCCAAAGCAGGUUAUUUGGGAUGGUCAUUCUGGGAGCAUCGGUUGGACAGCCACUCAGGCAAUGUCUGUCGGUGGAGAAGAACAGGGUGAUGCCUCAAAUGCUCCUGGUCCAGCUCCACUUCCCCGGCCUGGCAUGCUGUUGCCCCGGCCUCCCCAACCACUUUCCUUGGUCAAUGUUCCCCGAUUUACACCCAAUCCAAUGCCUUAUCAUGUCCAACCCCCCCAUCAUAUGCAAGUAGUUCCACCACAUAUGAUGUCCAACAUGCACCAACCUCUGCCACCAGGUCAACAACACAUGAUUAGGAUGUCAGGUCCUAUGGGUCAUAUGCCAAGUAAUAUCCCUCCACCGCCUCCAGGCCAUAAUACUCAGUUCAUGCCUGGUCCACCACGGUUCGCUAUGCCCCCUCCCCCGCACAUGCAGAACAUGCCAACCAUGGUCAACCCCAUCGGAAUUCCCCAGCCUCCACCACCUUUGCCUCCACAACCACCUGCGGAGGAGCAGCCACCUCUACCUGAGGAACCAGAACCUAAGAGGCAGAGAACAGAUGAUGCAUCUCUGAUCCCAGCUGAGCAGUUCCUUGCCCAGCAUCCGGGCCCUGCUCGCAUCUCAGUUUCUGUGCCCAACCUUGAUGAAGGAAACUUGCGAGGCCAAGUUUUGGAGAUCUCUGUCCAAUCACUCUCUGACACAGUCGGCAGUCUUAAGGAGCAGAUUGCUGGAGAGCUGCAGCUUCCUGCUAAUAAGCAGAAGCUGAGUGUGAGGACUAGUUUCCUCAAGGACAAUCUUUCUCUUGCUUAUUACAAUGUUGGCCCUGGGGUGGUCAUCAAUCUAGCUCUGAGGGAGCGUGGUGGGAGAAAGAAAUGAGCUUUUCUUAUCUCAGUUUACUCACAGGACAAUGCUUACAACCAAGCUUCAGUGGCUAUCAUGGAGAUUAUUUUUGUUGGUUGCUGCCUUCUGGAUUCUUGUAUUAUGUGUUUUAUAAGUCCAGCACUAUGAUUUGCAUUGUAGUUUUCGGACUUGUCUAUGCUUCUUAAUAUGGCUACAUAUUGUUGGA